This is a messenger RNA of Xyrauchen texanus (razorback sucker), 1464 nucleotides long. RefSeq names its product ribonuclease P/MRP 14 subunit (gene rpp14). Bases 182 to 679 code for a protein of 165 amino acids. The record is from RefSeq and is a predicted model, not a curated record. Lineage: Eukaryota; Metazoa; Chordata; Actinopteri; Cypriniformes; Catostomidae. Gene Ontology annotation, biological process: tRNA 5'-leader removal. The transcript has 2 exons. Gene Ontology annotation, cellular component: ribonuclease P complex.
GGGCUGGUGAAACUGUGGAGCGCAUUAACAUUGCUGGGAUCGUAUCAGAAUAAGGCGUGUGCGUUUAGAGUUACACAGGUGUCACCGUUUUUGCUAGCUCUGUCCGGGAAUAGUCGCGAACUGCAGUUUGGAGAGGAUUUAACUUUGUAAGAAGAGACUACACGUGCCAUACCUUGUAAAAAUGACGUAUAUUCUUAGAAGAUAUAUUUUCAGCAAAGUCAAUUCAGCAUUUGCUGGGGCACUAACAGUUCCGGCUCACCUCACGGUAGGGCGCAGGUUGCUCUACGUUGGGGAACGAGCAUCGCUAACAAAAACAUUCAGUGCCAAAGAUGUUGUGCUUUUUGCUGAGCUGACGGGGGACACUAACCCGCUCCACCUUGACCCCGAAUAUGCCAAAACGACCUCUUUUGAGUCCCCCAUUGUUCACGGAGUGCUGAUUAACGGUCUGAUCUCAGCAGUUUUGGGGACGAAGUUGCCCGGUAAUGGCUGCAUUUUUCUCUAUCAGGAAAUACGUUUUCCUGCGCCGCUCUACAUCGGAGAGGAAGUGGUGGCGGAAGCGGAGGUCAAGAAGAUCAAAAUGUCCUUCUCUUUCAUUUCUGUUUCCUGCGCUGUCAAAGACAAAGUGGUGAUGGAGGGAGAGGUCAUUGUUAUGAUGCCAGCGAACACACAGGGAUCAUGAGAAUCUGCUCUCAUUUUGAGUCGAUGUUGUUGUUGUUAUUCAGUUUCUUGUGUUUAUGUACCACAUGUGCUGCCAGGAUCAAAUAUUCUCUCUAGAUUAUUUGUGUUCUUUUGAUGCUUUGGGAAAAUUAAAUGGAUUCACACAGUGAUUUGAUUUUCAUAAUAUUUUGUUUUCUGAAGUGCAGUUUAAAUAAACUUUGCAUGCAAAAAUAAGUAAAUUAUGGCUUUAUUAUAAACCGUUCAAAUACAGGCAGACAGCGAAGGUACAUAAAUGUUGUUUUAGACAUCAAUAGUGUAAAUGUUCAAGCUAAGAAUGAUCACUUCAUCAUUUAAAUGAAAAUGUUACAUGUAAAACAUUUUGAUUGUUUUUGUUUACAGACUUUUUUUUAGUAUUCAUCAAAAGUUCUAUAAACAUUUCUUUCAUAAACACUGUAGAGAGGCUUUCAUGUGGCAUAUUUGCAUUUGUGAAUGUUAAAAAAUAUAUUAUGAAAUAAAAUGUAAUUACAUGUAAAACUUAUUUAAAAUGUAAUUUGAAAAUAAAUAAUAAAUCUAUAAGGAAACAUGCAUCAUCAAUAAGAUGAUUAUUAACAUAAUGGCAAAACAGAAUAUACCUAUAAGAUAAACAUUUGUAGAAUAUUGUGGACAACAAAGACAUUAAAAUCUGUCCAAAGCAACCCAAUUCGUGUAGUUCUUUGGUGUAAGUUAGUGUUAGUUAGUAAACCCCAAGUUAACUCUGUAUUACUUACCUUAACAAGAAAACAUGUAAGAUUACUAUAUAAUAAAAAC